CAAAUAGAGGCAACCGUUUCCCAGUUACUCUUCUGGUUGUGUUGCAUGAUUUUAUUUUAUUCUAUUUUUGUUAAAAUAUGGUUUAAUUUGGAUCUUUUAGCUAGCAACGUAUUGGCGCCUGACUAGUGACUACCUUCUGUAGUUGAAUUCUGCUGCUCAUAAGGAUGAUUACCUGUGGGCUGAGAAAAGUAGGAUUAUCUGUUAAAAUUUAUAGGAUCGACGUAAAAAGAAGAAGAAAAAAAAAAGUAUUUUUUAGAGUGAAUAUAUUCUAUCCUUUGGAUGUUUUGAGCCUUUGAAAUGUAUACAAUUGAUUGUUCAACUUUUGAUCUCCCAGAUGCACAAUAAACAAUCUAAUGAAGAAAAGCCAUGUGAGUGAUAUGAGGUUCGAAACUGUGAUACAGCAGAAAGCAGGGUUCAAAGCUUAACUGUCAUUGAUGAGGAAGAAGCUGGAAUUUCAUUAUUUCAAUUAGAAGAUUUGACUUCUAGUUGGUGCCCAAUGGUUGUUUGUAAACCAGUUUCUAUUAAGACAGCCAACAAAUACUUUUCAGUUCGUAAAGUAACUCGGUCCUUGCCUUCCACUGCACUAUCUUUUGUGGAGAAAGUUCCUCAAGAUGCACAAAAUUAUCAUAUUACAGCUUUUAAUUCAGGUGAUGGAUCCUCAAAAUCAGAUAAUGAGCCAUCUUCAUCUAAGACCAUACGGGAUGUACAUAUUUCAAUGCGGUUAAUGGAGGACUUUCUUGAUCUUGCUAAAGAAAAUACAGAAAAGGAGCUGGAAACAUGUGGUAUACUUGGUGCCUGUCUUGAGAAGGGAACCCUCUACAUGACUACUCUGAUCAUACCAAAGCAGGAAUCAGCUUCCAAUUCUUGUCAAGCUACAAAUGAGGAGGAAGUUUUCAAAAUUCUAAAUGAAAGGUCCCUUUAUCCUGUGGGAUGGAUCCAUACACAUCCUUCUCAAAGUUGUUUCAUGUCAUCAGUGGAUCUGCAUACUCAAUAUUCCUACCAGGCGAUGAUUGCUGAGGCAUUUGCCAUUGUCUUGGCCCCAAAAGAUACAUCAAGGAGCUGUGGAUUAUUUCGACUAACCGAUCCUGAAGGAAUGAAUAUUCUGAAAAAUUGCCACGAGACAGGAUUUCAUCCACAUAAAGAACCAGAUAAUGGCAACCCCGUGUAUGAGCACUGUUCCAAUGUUUACAAAAACUCCAAUCUAAGGUUUGAAAUAUUUGAUUUACGCUGACAUGACUUUGAUGACAGCACACUGCAUGUCCUAGCUACACCUGAAACUAUAAUAAUCCUGAUGUACAUAUGUUGUAAUAUUUGGUUUAAUGUAGCAAGCGUAUUUAUUUUAACGAACAUUUGAAAGAGUUUACCAAGUGUUUAUGAAAAUAAUUCAUGAUUCUCACUUUU
This is a messenger RNA of Abrus precatorius (Indian licorice), 1401 nucleotides long. Its product is annotated as AMSH-like ubiquitin thioesterase 2. Gene Ontology annotation, biological process: protein K63-linked deubiquitination. The coding region runs from base 497 to 1231 and encodes 244 amino acids. The transcript has 9 exons. NCBI's taxonomy places the organism in Eukaryota, Viridiplantae, Streptophyta, Magnoliopsida, Fabales, Fabaceae. Gene Ontology annotation, molecular function: protein binding; metal-dependent deubiquitinase activity; K63-linked deubiquitinase activity. The record is from RefSeq and is a predicted model, not a curated record. Gene Ontology annotation, cellular component: membrane; endosome.